Messenger RNA from Linderina pennispora, 1395 nucleotides. RefSeq lists its product as uncharacterized. The transcript has a single exon. The record is from RefSeq and is a predicted model, not a curated record. Bases 146 to 1333 code for a protein of 395 amino acids. NCBI's taxonomy places the organism in Eukaryota, Fungi, Kickxellomycota, Kickxellomycetes, Kickxellales, Kickxellaceae.
UACACCUUGCCUCUGUUAAUUGUCAACCUUUAUUUCGGUUUCCGCUUAUCCCACCUCUCUGUGCAUUGAUUUUCUAUUCGCGUGUUUUCAUAUUCCCUCCCUUAUCCCUCUACCUGUUGCCAUUUCUGUAAACGGAUACACAAAAAUGAGUCUCACAGAUGCCGAGAAGGCAGCCAUCGCACAUGCGAAUGGUCUACCUUAUGACCCGGUCGGCGACACCGACAAGGCUGUAGUAUACCUUGGCAUAGUGUUCUACAGCAUUACAUUCCUGCUCCUGCUUUAUUGCUGGGCAAACUGGAGCUACCGGCCCAUCCGUGCAAAGAAUCUGCCGGUCAUUACAUUCGGGUACUUCUUUGAUCUGCUCUGGUUCAUUGGCGAUAUACAGGCGAACCAGAACGUCAGAGUUGUCGGUGUGUGGAGUCACUGCAAAGGGUGGGGUAUUUGGGUGCACAUGCUUGCCACAUACUCGUUCUCUGCUGCUGUGCUUUUCCGCAAAUUCACCCUUGACCGCGUCUACAACCGCCAAAAGCCAUGCAGAGGCUGGGGGUUCUAUGGCCCGAUUGUCGGGUUCUUUGUCAGCCUUAUUGCUUUUUGCAUGACCGUACAAUUCGUCAGCGAUGAGAAGACAAUCAUAUACAACGAAGACCUCACCAUUUGCCUGUACUCGGACGGCCUGCGCUAUGGCAGCAUUGGACUUAUUUGGAUCGUGUGGAUCGUUACCGGCAUUUAUGUUGUUCGCAUUCGGCGCAUCAAGUCAGGUCUGAAUGAGUUCCGCGAGUCCCUCAUUAUCUAUAUCAUAGCAGUUAUUUGCCUGAUCCAGUACACGAUCUGCCAUGCAGCAUUCAAGGCAUUCCCGCUCAUGGAAACUGUCAGGUGCCUAAUUACAGGGUUCGACCUUGUUUCAGUCAACCUGACAAUGUGGGUCUUCCUGGCGUACCCAGCAUACCAGCGCAUGUUCAAUCGUGAGCGGUACCUGAGCAAAUGGCUAAAGAAGCUUUCGCGCGACGAGUUCCGCCGAGGAAACCAGCUUAUCAAUGACCACAGGAUGGCAGACCGGCGCAAGCCUGACUCGCCACUGCAAGGUAACCCGGGUCAUGUCUCGAGUGCCUCAGUUUCGCAUCAGGGUGGAGCUGAUAUCAUGGAAGAGAGCAUGUCAACCAUGAAGUUCCUCGACAUGCAGUCGCCGUACUCGUACAACGCACAUCAUAAUAUUCGCCACGAAGAUACCUCAUUCACCAUGGAGUAUGCUCUUGGUGUAGACCACUACGCCCCGCUGUAUAGCGCUGCCUAUGCUGACCUUGGCAGCUUUGAUGGCGAAAGGCGCAUUCUGUGAAGUCGCCAGUUAAUGAUUUUUUUGUUUCGAUGUGCAUCUCAAAUAUACCCACAUGAAAUUCU